AUGAAGAGGAGUAGGAACGAGCAUAACUCGUCACAAGAAGAGCAGGAAUUUCUCAGAGAAAGCAAAUUAGUAGCCAGAUCACCUCAACAUAAAGAAAAGGUAAAACAGCCAGAACCCAGCAUGGAUGAAAUCAAACAAAUGCUGCGCGAUCUUAAAAAAGACUUACAUGAGGAUAUGGCACAAAUAAAGAGAGAAAUUCAAAAUGACAUCAGGGAAAUGAGAGAGGACAUAAAGGACACCAAAAAAGAGCUGCAGAAGAACCGAGAGGAAAUGAAAAGCAUGGCGAAGGAAAUCACCCAAAUGAAGGAAGAAUGGACGAGAGAAAAAGAAGAACUACAUAACAAAAUAAAGGAAGUGGAGGACAAGAUGGAAAGGAUGGAAAAACAAAAAAUUCGAAACAACUUAACAAUAACUGGACUUCCAACGAAUACCGAUAAUGAAGAUACACUCGAAGAAGCUUUGGAAAAAAUGUUUCAGACAGAACUCCUUUUGAAAACAAAGAUACGUAGAGCGCAGAAGAUAGGACAAGAUAGAUGCAUAGUCGAAAUGACCCCAGGUUUAAAAAAGAUGGCUUUAGUUAGAACCACUGAUAAUGCCAAUCAAGCAGCCAAUAUGUUGGAAGAGGAAAUGGCAGCCAUUAUUUCAGGGAACAGAAAAAAUACUCAGGAAGAAAAUGUCCCAAAUAAUAGUUCCUCAUCAACAGUAACUAAUUCGAGUCCAAUGACCGCUACCAUCCACUAA
This is a messenger RNA of Diabrotica virgifera virgifera (western corn rootworm), 741 nucleotides long. RefSeq lists its product as uncharacterized. The coding region runs from base 1 to 741 and encodes 246 amino acids. The record is from RefSeq and is a predicted model, not a curated record. The transcript has 2 exons. NCBI's taxonomy places the organism in Eukaryota, Metazoa, Arthropoda, Insecta, Coleoptera, Chrysomelidae.